Molecule: messenger RNA, 6722 nt
Organism: Dermacentor silvarum
Lineage: Eukaryota; Metazoa; Arthropoda; Arachnida; Ixodida; Ixodidae
Exons: 3
Coding region: 373-777 (134 amino acids)
Source: RefSeq, a predicted model, not a curated record
CAGGGGAGCUUAUUUCUCGCGCCGCGGCUUGUGAACUGGAACCGACCGGCGUGCGGCGUCCAAAGCCCAGCCAGUCCAAUCCAUUGGCAGCGCGCAGCGUUGUUUUGUUUUGGCGUCUCGCUCCUCGAGCGGCAAGUUGCUGUCGUGCGCGAAGUGUCUGCGACGCCCUUCUCUCGCAGCUUUCGUGCCUCGGUCUGCUCUCACUUGGUGAAGCGGGCCCCGCCUUCUCCCGCCUGCAAAACGGAGCCUCGUCCAACGACCGUCACUUGCGAGACUGCCUUUUUCAGUUCCCUGCGUCGACUCGGCAAAUCAACGCCGGUGCUCUAGAGGCCGUUUGCCGCGACAACGCGAGGCAGGGCAGCAGCGACCAAAAUGGGCAUCGCCAAGCUGUACCGGGCCGUGACCAAGUUGAAGCAACCGUUUCGCUUCCUGGCCCACCUGUCCCUUUGCGGGUUCAUCAGCGGCUUCCUGUUCGUACUCACCGGCGUGCUGCUGCUCGUUUUCUACGGGUCCAACAUUCGCGAGGACGACGCUAUCAAGCGAAUACCAACGUGGAUCGGCAUCAUCGCCACAGGCAGCGGGAUCAUGUUUCUCUUUGUGGGUGUCACUCUGACCAUCUUGCUGUGUAAGCUCUUCAACCAGCAGGCAGCCAGAGAGGGAGAUCACAUGCACAUCCAGCGCUUCCCUUCCCAGCCAGGCCUGUACCCAGUUCAGGCUACAAACGGUGGUGCCUCCGGCGACGCACAGGACACAGCCGAGACCGAAAAGCUCACCUGAUUCUGCUGCAGGCUACAUCUGGCUGGGGAAUUCGGCUUGGCCUGGAAGUUGGCUCUGGUGGUCAUCUCGCUUGCUGGCCUGUUUAUCUGUUUCUUUCCUUGUCCCUCUUGCUGGUGUUUCUUGUUCUUGUGGGCCAGUCCAUUUGGGCACCUCUUAUUUUUGCAUGCUAGUUGUUUUUUCUAUCUUCACUUUGUGAUGUAUUUUGCCCAAUGAGCUUAUUUCUGCCUCUAGAGAAUGGCGUACUUGCAGUAGCAUCAGCAUUAAUUGGCCGAUGCCUGUGCUAGCUUGGCCAUGGCGUGAGAUGAUAAGAAUGAGUCUAGCUAUGCGUGAGAGAUUUGCCGGACACACAUCGUUGGGCAUCUGAUCUUGGUCACAUUGACAGGGUGCCUGUUGGUAAUCCGUUAGCAGAGUUGUUAUCGUGAGAUUUGCCGACCUUUUGUCAGUUUUUUUUCCUUUUCAUGUGGCUUUGCACUUGUAGGCAAGCGGUAAGCUUGGCAAUUAGCUACUGGCUGAUUGCAUGUGACAGAAAGCAGCAUUUGAAGCGCAUAGACACAGGUAUUGUGGCACCUGUGUCUUCCAUGCUGUGCCCUGAAAUGCUUUUUUUAUUCCGCUAACAUUAAGCAACCUGCCAAAGUUUGUCUUCAUUCUGCUUUGAUAGCGGUGGAGCGUGACAGUGCAUCUUUAUGUGCAGAGAACACACGGCUUGUAUUUAGGCAAAAUUAUUUUGCCUAAAUGUAUUUUUGAACCAAAGUUGCUGAAAACAUGUAUUACGCCGUCCUCCAUUCAAUCAGGAUGUGUCUAUCGGCAUGCAUACCUCAGAGAUGAAAUUUUGGUAAGGUGCUCCGUGUCAGUGCAGCACUUGCUAUCGGCCACCAGAAUGUUAUGCAUCGCCACAAUAUUUUAUUCUAUUGUACCAUGUUGAUGCUACUGUCAUGUAUCCCUCACUUACGAUGAUCAAAACUAGCAAUAGCAGCUGCUAUUGUUAAUGGAGCCUUGUCUUUAGUACCAAAAUUAGGUGAAUCUCUGUUGCAUUUAUUUGUUAACCGCCGUGCAUAUUUUCAAGUAUAACUGUCAAAGUUGUCAAAGAGCGGAUAAUAGAUAAAAUGACGUGUCUAGUGCUUGGUUAGACACUCCCCGUGUUGUGAGAUGCCAUUUGUGCAACUGCUCAGUCAGAUUUGCACAGAUAAAUUCAGACGAGUCGGAGCGUUCAAAGAAUACAGCAGCGCUUGGAAGCUGCACUUCGAGUGGCAAGAAUCUACGUGUAUGUGUGUUUUGAUUGUGCUGUUUUGCUCGCUCAUGCUCUGGGUGAUGUCUGUGAACUGAGAGGUGUACUCCACUUACUAUGAAAGGCUUUCUCCUUUGCAGUUCUCUUUUUGAUUUGAUAUGAACACUCUGUUCAGGGUGUAACUUACUUUCCAGCAAUCUUCUGGGGAAUCGGCAAUUUUAUACAUUGCCGUUCAUUGUGUUCAUCUGGUAAAAAUGACAUCAAGGAAUUGUUGUAAAUUCGAGGAUUUGUAGUUAAGUCUCGGCGUUUGUCUUAUCACACUUGGUUGUCAUUUAGUGCAUUGAACUGGGCUGUGCUCAAACCAAAAAGAAACAUGAGCGGGUAAGAACCAGCUAGAAUACAAGUUUGCGUUCUGGCGUUCACGAGUGUGUUGUUCUCGUGUGAUCCAUUCUCAGAUGUGACGUUUUAGGGACCGGAGUGUGUCUCGCAGUCGGCGAUGCAUUGAUGCUGCCUGGUGUUUUCCAUCAGGUCUGUGUAAAUGCUAUUGUGCUCAAUCUUUUCCAAUGCACAUUUUAUUCUGGCCUUGUAGUCUCACUUUCUAGCUGCCUCUCAGGGAUCAUGAAUGAUGGAUGGGUAGGAUAGAGCGGUUAAGACACUGAUGGUAAUUCAUGCAGUUUCUUUAUUGCGUGUUGGUCGGACCAGCACCUGCUCUAUUUUUUCAAUUCCAGUGCAAUCGCUCGCUUCGCAAUGGGAGUCGUUCGUGCGCCCGCAUUGUGACGUUACCCAGAGGAUACGAGUGUUUGCAUCACGCGUGCAUCUGAGCCACUGAGUGCGUGCCACUGCCGUUCGGGAGGGGAUGCGGUAGACGCUUCACGCGUCUGUCAGGAUUACUUCCUCCGACUUCCGUCGUGAGGUGCCACCCAGAGGGUACUCUCUCCCACGACUGUAAAGCAGGCGCGAACGCUAGCUGACGGGGGAGAGGUGGAAAGGGCGAUCGGAGAGGGUGGUGAACCGUUGGAUCGGCUGCAUCUGGCUGGCAUUGAAAAAAUAGAGGAGGCGCUGGGUCGGACGAAUCCCAUGCACUUAGCGGUGGCCAAACACCGAAACCUGAGCACGUGUCUCAUGUGUAAGAUUGCCACCUAUGUUAGACAAAGAAGAUGGGCAAUAAAUAGGGGUGGAAGGGCAAAUAUCACCAAAUUUGUUGUCAAAAGGUACCAUACAAUGAAACAAAAAGCAAGUUGUGACAAAUAUUUGCGUACAACCUGAAUUGCAACUUGUUUUCCGUAAUUGCUAUGCAUCAUGUUUACACCACCGUAAGAAAGGCUGUUGGUAUAUGCGCGGCAGUCAUGGUCAUUAGAAACAUUUCAAAUGCGCUGUUGAACAUUUGCCCUUGUUCUUGGUCUUGAGAACUCAAGCAUAAUCUUCAUUUUAGUUUGUUUCAUAAUUCUCUCCGUGAAACCGGCAACGCGAAUGUUCUUGCAGCACACAUUUUUCACUUCACACAAGGGCAUAGGGAAAACCAGUGAACGCAUGUCAGGUUGAUCCUGCAAAAGACGACGUCUGCAUAAGGCUGGUCGUGCCGCUCGAAAACCACACAAGUGGCAACCCUACUUUCGUGUCUGAUUCACUGUGCUGCUACUGGAAACCUGCCGUAUGAAUUGGCUUUCGACUUGCAGAACAGACCAGGCGAGGUACAACUUUUUGUUUGUUGCUACUGUCCUUGAUGCAAUAUCAGAGCCGAGGGAUUCACCAUGUUACGUUUCAAUAACAAUGUUCCUUGAAACAUUUGAGCAAAAAUGAACAAUUUAAAUGCCAGCCUGCCGUUGCUGGAAAGGUCCAAUUGACCACACUCGUAAUGGAUUGCAGCUUGUCACUUCAUUUGCUAUUUCUCAAUACCUUUCCAGCCGUUUCUCAGUCAUGUAAUCUUAGCCCAUUUGGAGGCGUUACACAUUUCUCCUGAUGUGCAUAAUUUACAUCCUGUUGCCACGUCUCAUAGGCAAGGCAUCUCCUUACGUAGUCAUGCAGUUUACCUGAUUAUUAUAGUAACCUUUCUCGCUGCGUGAUGUGUCCAGCUGUUUGUCUUGCAUAAAUUGGGUUCUUUUGAAAUCUGCCGUCGGGAUCACCUCCAGAGCAUGGCUAUCUCGAAGAAUGACUGCAUCUCGGAAAUAUAUCUUAGCAAUACUACCCUUUGCUUCAAAGUCUGAAACAUUAGGCUGCGACUGUUGUCUUGUAAGAACUCCCAUCGCAGGUCGUGAGAUUCUUGGGAAGCAAGGAAAACUUGUGUUCAGUUUCUUUUCUCUUUUCCUCAACAAGCAAGAAACAUUGCUAUCUCCCUCACAGUUCCUUUGUAGAAUUGAUCAUCGUGGGAUCAUGUUGGUAACCUCUCUCUGCUCCAGACUGUUUGAAAUCUUCAACUUCAGCCAAUUAGCCAGCCACGUUGUGGGUGAGAGGCAUGCCUGGUGUAUACAAAGUGUUUGAGCCACAACAGAAGCUUGUGCCUUUGGCACAGAACAUUGAGCAGGUUGUUCUCAUGGAUGUUCAAAUUUGUGUGUUCAAACGUUCAUGUGCAAAGCUUUCUCACUAUAGCUCACAGUGGGUGUGAUUGUUCAUUUUUUGCUAGUGUCAGGAUGUCUUACACAUUCUUGUAAUCUUUUUAAAUCUUGGAGUGAUCAAGUAAUGGGCUCUUUUUUCCGGAACCCGUUGCUGAGCAUCGUCCAUUUCACAUUUUCAUUCUUGUGUAUGGUGCUAAAAAGACACAAAAACGAAAAAGGACAUAAUAUGGCUAACAGUGCAAAAACGGGACGAAGAUGAGAGAAGCGGAUGGACACGAGCACUGUCAGGUUAGCAGUGCCUGUGUCAUCUGUUUUUGUGAUCUCUGUUCCAUUUUUUCGCUGUUUGACAUAUUAUGUUGUCAUACCAAAAAGCCUGGCGAACAACUAUGUUGCAAAAAAAAAGAAUACAACCAGGGCUCCACAUUUCAGUGCCAUUGAUUUUUGUCCUGACUGACAUAUAGAUAUCAAAGCAUACUCAAACCGUAACAGCAUUGCACAUUUUGUCACCUUUCGUAACAGCACAAUGUUAGUUGUUUGGUUGGGUGAAAAACUUUAUUGAACAGCACAAUGUUAGUGAAUUGUUGUUUUGUGUUACUUGAAAGUUUUUUUUCUCGAGGUCUCCAAGCCUUCAUGAUUUACAACAGUGGGGUGCUGUAAAUACCUCAUGAAUUGCUUCAUAAAUGAACCUAUUUCAAGCACAUUACUUCACCCUCUAGAUGCCGAAAACAAGUUUUGGCUGGCGACAGGAAAAAAUGAAUGAAGGUGGAUAGAGACAGGAAGUGGACAGCGUCCUUGCAUCUCACUCGCGAAUUGAGGCCUCAGCAGCCUCACACAUGGUUAAAGGUCUUGUGUGGUUGUCUGGUGUUGCGAGAAAGCUUGACACAUUAUUAGAUGUGUUGCAGAUGUAAUUGCCUGCUCUUAAAGGCUCUACAAAGAGUGCUAUUGGCCCUUCUUAGUCAACUAUUCUGUGUAGUUACAGGAAGUAGCAAAAAGCAUGGCAGCUAUCGCUAAGAUUUACAAUGCUUUCUUGAUUGUUGUCUCUUUUGAAAAAGAUGUAAAGACAUGCUGUCAGACUUAUUGGACUCCACAUAGAUUAGAUGGUUGGUAUGGAGAUUAUGGCCAACUAAUAACAGUGCGUAAUACAACGGAUGUAACAUACGUACAAAAGACAUAUACAGCGCUCUUCAAUGUUACGUCCCUUGUUUUGUGCACUGGUGUAGGCUCUAGUGAAAAUUACGGUUUUAGUGGCUCUAGGACAUGUCAGCCCCCAAACCAACAAGCCCAACUGGUUACCCUCCUCAAAGUGAGUUGUCAUCAAGUACAUUUGAGAAUAGCCAAAUUGUGUCUUGCUGGAAAAACGCCAGAAAAAUGCAUUUGCAACCCGAGAUACCAUAGAUUAUAUUAUGCAUGUGGGCAGUUUCAUUAUGCAUCUUGAGCCUCCUUCUUACGUGGCUUUGAAAAAAGGAAACUCGUAAUAGUAUGCCACAACCAAUCUGGGAUCCUGUAGAUUACAGAUCUUGCACUUGUUCAGUUGAUGCUUCAUCCUUAUUCCCUCUUGCACAAGGUGCAACAUGAGCUUUAAGAAAUGUACUCCUGUCCCGUGACACAUUUUUGUUGUUGAAACCGCAAUGAAGAUUAUUAUUUUUGCAUUGUGCAAAUGAUGGAAACCCUGUAUUUACACACCCAUACUUGACAUGCCAAGAAUGGAACUGAGGGACACUGUAUAGGUGCAGAAAAACUUUUGGAACUGAGAUGUUUGUCACUAGUGUUUCAGACUGUGGGAUGUUUUUUUGUUUGUUUCUUUUUUUUUUUCGGUACAACUCUUCGAGUGAAGCAUUUGUUCCUAUUGUGUGUGCAUAUUGUAGUUUUGGGCUGUGGUGUGUGUGAACUACUGUGAUAUGUCAAAGGAUGAGAAUCCACACUUCAUGAACUGGAGAACCUGUCAUAAAAACUCGACAAAUCUGUGAUUGUCAUGAGAGGAGAGAGUCUGCUGUGGGGCACACCCUUAUCCGAACGCGACUGUCGAAGACGAAAAUGUACAUUUUUGCUGUGCUUACAUACACUUUGGUCUUUUAAUUAAGGUGUCUUUCCUCAUUGUAGUAUAUUUAGUCGCCCCUCUUCAUGUACAAAUUAAUUCCGUGUGAAAUAAAGUCUGUGCUUAUAUGCGA